CCUGACUUGUUCAGUGCAAACUAUUGAAAGGUGCUAACUUGGUGCUAGUUAAGUAAAUCACUUACUGCUUUUAUUCAACAUCCCUCUUGUCAAUGUAAACACGUGUGUCGCUGAUAGCCUUGUUAAAUACCACAUUUCUCGAAUGGAGUUCGGCGUGACGCCCUCUCCAUACACAGCAGGGCGUACCGAGUCCCCCUGUGUGCAGGCUGGACGGAGGGGAGGGGGACAUGGUGUGGCCCUCCAAAUGUUCCGCUGAAGUGCAGCAGAGUCGCUUGUGAGGGCCGGGAUGUUUUCUUGUGACGCCAACGUCGGUCAGUGCGUUCGUCAGGAGCCCGGGGGCGAGCGCCGCUGCAGCAGCUACCGACGGAUCUGAGGUCAACUUGAGAAUUAACGGUACACGUCCGAGAGUGCUCCAGUGUGCAAUGGGCCAUGUAUGCUAGCUGGAGAUGAAAAUGAAACCCAGUCGCAACCUCCUCCUGGGCCUGUGCUCCAUGCUGGCCAUAGGAUUCCUCUACUACUCAUCAGGGAGGAUCAGCUUACCAGGCUGGGGCCACAAAUCAUUGUAUGACAAGCAAGGGUUCCUCGUCAAGCUGGAUGGUAGUCUGCCUUUGGAGCUGAUCUAUAAGUACAGCAAUCUCAGUGAGGGAGCCUGUAAGCCUGGAUUUGCAGCUGCAAAGAUGACUGCCAUUUAUCCAACAUUCACCAAACUGGCGCCCAUGUUCCUUGAUCCAAAUUACAAACGAUUUUCCAUGAUUGGUGAUUACUCGCCUCCAUUUGGGGUAAAAUCACAAGAGAAGAUCAUAGAUAUUCUCCUUUCAGCUACUAAGAGCUAUGGCCUUGGAGAAGAACUUGACAGCAUUAGCUGUAAGACGUGUGUCAUUGUAGGAAACGGAGGAAUCCUCACCAAUAAGUCUCUGGGGCAGAGGAUUGAUCAGUUUGAUGUGGUGGUCAGGUUAAAUGAGGCCCCAGUUAAAGGCUUUGAAAAAGAUAUCGGCUCCAAGACCACGAUGAGGAUCACCUAUCCAGAGGGGGCCAUCCAGAAGACCGAGCGCUACGAGGCUCAGUCUCUGUUUGUCCUCUCAGCCUUUAAAGCUCUGGACCUCAAGUGGCUUCGACACAUGGUCUUUAACCAGAGGCUGCGCAGCACUGAUGGCUUCUGGAAGUCGGUGGCCAGACACGUGCCAAGGGAGCCCAGCGACAUGCGCAUCCUGAACCCCUACUUCAUCCAGGAGGCCUCCUUCAAGCUUAUUGGCUUACCUUACAACGAUGGACAGAUGGGUAGAGGGAAUAUCCCAACCCUGGGGACAGUUGCCAUAACAAUGGCCCUUCAUAACUGUGAUGAAGUAGCCGUGGCUGGAUUUGGCUACAACAUGAAGACUCCCCAUGCCCCUUUGCACUACUAUGAGAAGAUUAGGAUGUCAGCCAUCAAAGAGUCCUGGACUCACAACAUAUCUAAAGAGAAGGAGUUCCUGGUGAAGCUGGUGAAGGCUGGGGUCAUCCAGGACUGGACCAGUGGGAUCUGUGGUGCAGGAUGCUGAUAGUCGGCAUUCCCCCACCAACAUGUGCUCCAACACCUGAAGAGGGAAACUCAAGGCUCCUUUGACCACAUUCCCAGCAGAGAGCAGCAGCUGUCACACACCAUGGUCAAGGCAGAAAGAGCAUGUUUUGACCAGGACACCCUGCCCAGUUACUUUCACAUAAAGUAUUGCAAAUUGGUCUCUGCAUUGUAACACAGUCUUUAGCUUGUCAACGUUGCAGGUUAGUGUAUAUAAAUGUGGAUUCAGUGCCCUGGCUUAAGGGUUUGUCAUGAAUGCUAGGGAUUUAACCAGCACCUGGACCAGGUUGCCUGGGGUUGUGUUUAAACACAGAGCCUGUGCCAAGAGAAUACCUCUACAAGUGUCCUUCUGCUCACACAGCUGAAUGUAUUCUGCAUCAAACCUAUACUUGCUCAUUUGUGUCUUCAUCAACCCUGAUGUCACUGAUUUAUAUCUGAUUCAGGGUGCACUCUACAUGACACAUGUCAGCCAUGAUGGCCCAGUCUCUGACAUCAGAGCAACAAGUUCCCUCAGCAGCAGCAUGAAUAUCACAUUUAAACUCACUAUAGCAGAAGAGAAACAUUUACUCUGUUCUUGUGAGACCCCCCCACCCUUCACGUCUACUGUAUGCAACUGCAGCCGGUCAUAUCUUGUUUUUACUUACAAACAACAACACUUUUUUGUUGUUCCUUGUCUGUAAUAGCAGAAGACUGAAUUCCCUCUGCUAAUAUUCACUAUUUAGAAAUAAGCUACAAACCAGUUUUCACACACAGGAAUAUUGGAAUGUGUUUGAAACACCUAAUAUAUGAAGUGCAACCAGAAUGAGAUGCAGAUACAUCCAGUAGACGCAAGGGGUCACCUUACGGAGUAUAUACUUUAUCUCGUCACUUGUCAUCUGUCUCUCACUCUCUCCGUUUUGUGAGGAAGUGACGAACAGGGUCCAGGUCUGAGUUAUAUCUUACUGAACCAUUUGCUACUUAAAAUGUACCUGAGGUGCACUGACUGACUGAGUUUGUUUUAUGUGAAUAGAUAGUUUUGGGCAGUUUUUUUCUGAUGCUAAAUGCUCUGCUAAACCCUGAUCUUUCUCUUCUCUACUCAACCUUCCCCUCAGACACCAAACUCGGCCCAGCCACAGGCUGCGAUCUCAGGUCCCCUCACCUCAGCCACCUGUCCUGAUCAGUGCUACUCUCAGACAAGUGACUUGAGCUUUAACAAUCCAUCUCACUUUAAUUACCUAGAGCAACUGUGCUGAAAAGUGUGUGUGUGUGUGUGUCUGUGUGUGUGUGUGUCUGUGUGUUGCUUUACACACUCUGGUCUGUGCAAUCUUUCCUCACCUCAUUGUAGGUGUUCAUGGACUGGGUGCAGUCAGAUGCUCAAGCCAAAGUAUUCAUAUUAUUUAUUGUAGCCUGUGCACAAGAACACAUUAAAAAUUAAGAUUAAGA
Molecule: messenger RNA, 2977 nt
Organism: Hippoglossus stenolepis (Pacific halibut)
Lineage: Eukaryota; Metazoa; Chordata; Actinopteri; Pleuronectiformes; Pleuronectidae
Gene: st3gal3a
Product: ST3 beta-galactoside alpha-2,3-sialyltransferase 3a
Exons: 11
Coding region: 447-1538 (363 amino acids)
Molecular function (GO): sialyltransferase activity
Source: RefSeq, a predicted model, not a curated record